CAGGGAGGGUUCUCUUUUGCCAGCUUUCCUUUGUGGUCUGGUGGGCGUCCAACCAAUAAAGACAAAUACAACAAUAUUCAAACUCUUUGUAGAAAGAUCAUCAUCAUCGCCAAUUCCACCAAAUCAAGCCCAACUCUUCUAGGAUUCUGAACAUUGUCAAUUCCUGGCUCUCCUUGGAUACCCCAAUUUUUCAACCCAAAUCUAUCAAGCUUCUCUUAACCUCUGUUCAUCUGGGUAGUUUUUUUUUAGCUUUGAUUUGGGUUUGGGUCUCCUGAGAUAUACCAGAAAAUUUAUCCCAAAUCUAUCAAUCUUCUCUUCUAUAUAAGAAAUCAAAUCAACCUCUGGCCAUCUUGGUAUUUUUUUUAAGCUUUGAUUUGGGUUUGGGUCUGCUGAGAAAGCCCGAAAAUUUUAUCCCAAAUCUAUCAAUCUGCUCUUCAAUAUAAGGAAUCAAAUCAACCUCUGUUCAGCUUUGUGGUUUUUGGCUUCGAUUUGUAAGAAGGGUCUGAGAAUGCUCAACAUGAUGGAUCCUGAGAUGAUCAGAAUGGCUCAAGAACAGAUGAGUCGCAUGUCACCCAGUGAGUUGGCUCGGAUUCAACAACAGAUGAUGUCUAAUCCCGAGUUGAUGAGAAUGGCUACAGAAAGCAUGAAAAACAUGAAGCCUGAAGACUUCAGAUAUGCUGCUGAACAGAUGAAACAUACCCGUCCAGAGGAAAUGGCUGAGAUUGGUGAGAAGAUGGCCAAUGCAACACCUGAAGAGUUUUCUGCUAUGCGUGCCCAUAUGGAGGCGCAGAUUACUCAUGACAUAAAUGCAGCUCAAAUGCUGAAGAACCAGGGCAAUGAACUUCACGGCCAGGGAAUGUUUAAUGAUGCCUUGCAGAAAUAUUUGCUCGCAAAGAAAAAUCUAAAAGGCAUCCCAGCUUCCAAAUGUAGAAGUCUCCUGAUGGCAUGCUCUCUUAAUUUGAUGUCGUGCUACCUAAGAACAAAGCAGUUUGAUGAGUGCAUAAGCGAAGGUACAGAGGUCUUGGCACUUGAUGCAAAGAAUGUCAAAGCUCUUUACCGCAGGGGUCAAGCAUACAAUGAAGUAGGACGACUAGAAGAUGCAGUGUCUGACUUGAGCAAAGCACAUGAAGUUUCUCCUGACGAUGAAACUAUCGCAGAUGUCUUAAGGGGUGCUAAAGAAAGAUUCAUGAAAGAAAGUGGAGAGCAUGCUUCGAGAGGGUUAGUUAUUGAAGAAAUAACAGAAGAAGUCCAGACGGUUUCACCUGAAAUCUGUGAAAGUAAACCUACAGAAUAUCCUGUCUCACGACCAAAAGAAACCAGUGGCUGCUCUAAUGGUCGAAUUGACAUCCCCGAUGUGGUUCCAUCAACAGAUACAGAGUCUUUACAGGCUUUAAAAGAUGAUCCAGAAUCUAUCAGAUCCUUCCAAAAUUUUAUUUCUCGCGCUGAUCCAGAAACUCUGGCUGCUCUGGGCGGUGGAAAAGUAGAGGGGAUAUCUCCUGAUAUGGUGAAGACUGCCUCGAAUGUGAUUAGCAAGAUGUCACCUGAAGAACUUCAAAGAAUGGUACAAAUGGCUUCCUCCUUUCAAGGGAAAAAUCCCUAUUUAGGGAAAGGCUCCUCAAACUCUAAUUUCGACAGCUUUAGUCCUGGUUUGGUUCCACCAGACUUGACACCUGACAUGCUUAAAACUGCAACCGAUAUGAUGAGUAAAAUGCCAUCAGAAGAACUUCAGAAAAUGUUUGAGAUGGCAUCAUCUGUGAGAGAAAAAGCUCCAGGAUCAGCAUCAGCUGCUGCUGCUUUACAUUCUAGUGGGCUUAGAUCAGAUUUUGGGACACCUGACAUGCUUAAAACUGCAACCGAUAUGAUGAGUAAGAUGUCAUCAGAAGAACUUCAGAAAAUGUUUGAGAUGGCAUCAUCUGUGAGAGAAAAAGUUCCAGGAUCAGCAUCAUCAUCAGCUGCUGCUGCUUCACAUUCUAGUGGGCUUAGAUCAGAUAGUGGGUUAGAAACUUCAGAAACUGGGGAAAGUUUUGAAGUUAGUGGAGAUAAUUUUGGUGAAAGUAGUUCUCAAGGUUUUCUUAAUUCAAGAAGUGCUCCUCAGUCGGGCUUUCCAAGCUCGAGUGCUGACCUGCAAGAGAAAAUGAGAAACCAAAUGAACGAUCCAGCUAUGCGGCAGAUGUUCUCAUCGAUAGUUAAAAAUAUGAGCCCAGACAUGAUGGCAAGCAUGAGUGAACAAUUUGGACUAAAGCUUUCGCGGGAGGAUGCAGAAAAAGCUCAACAAGCCAUGUCAUCGUUCUCACCUGACAACUUGGAUAAAAUGAUGAAGUGGGUGGAAAGGAUUCAACGAGGAGUCGAAGGUGCAAGGAAGACAAAAAAUUGGCUACUAGGUAGGCCUGGCAUGAUAUUGGCAGUAUGUAUACUCAUUUUGGCAGUCAUCCUUCACUGGUUUGGUUUCAUCGGCCGUUAGACCGGGACAUGUCUUGGCCAAUCAAACACUGCAGAAUUAAGCAGACCCUAAAACUGAGCUACAAGUCUCAAAACUUUAUUUAUCCCUCAUACUCAUCAGAUCAAAGGAGUGGAAUGCUGGUUGAAGGGUACUUUUAGUGGAAAAGGAUGGAAUUUUGUUAAGUGGAUGAUGAAACUACAAGCUAACAAACUUUUCUCUGUUGUAUGUGAUAUUUACUUGUAAUGAAUUGGUUCAUUAGUUGGACUUCUUGAUGUUCCUUUAAUAAGUCUGCUGGGGAGAUCAGCAUUUUAGGGUAUUUAUAUAAUUGCCAGUAACGGUGUAGCCUAAGUUUUUGUGCAUAAAUUGAGAAUUUAUAAAACUUUUA
Molecule: messenger RNA, 2825 nt
Organism: Ilex paraguariensis (yerba mate)
Lineage: Eukaryota; Viridiplantae; Streptophyta; Magnoliopsida; Aquifoliales; Aquifoliaceae
Source: the annotation of a GenBank genome assembly